AAAAUCAUAAUUGAGAUCGGUAUCGCUAUUGGAAGUUACAGAGCAUGUCCGCUGGAAUGUCAAUAAAUGAUUACUACAGGGGCAAGGGUGUCCUACUAACGGGUGGUUCUGGUUUUAUGGGCAAAGUGUUAGUUGAGAAACUCCUGUACAGUGUUCCCGACAUUGGCAACAUUUAUAUUCUCAUGCGUCCGAAGAGGGGAAAGUCUGUCUAUCAACGACUAGAGGAACUGCAACGAUUACCUCUCUUUGACCGCAUCAGGAAUGAACGUCCAUCGGCUUUCAAGAAGAUUAAGGUCCUACAAGGCGAUGUAUUGUUCGAGAACUUCGGUCUGUCUGAUAUGGAUGUAGAGAAAUUGUCUGAAGAAAUAUCUUUGGUAUUCCAUUUUGCCGCAACUCUCAGACUGGAGGCGCCACUAAAAGACAACGUCAACAUGAACACAUGCGGGACCCAAAGGACCCUUAAUGUCGCGAAAAGACUUAAAAAAUUAGAAGUGUUUGUUCAUCUUUCGACAGCUUUCUGCUACCCGGAUUACAAAAUUCUCGAGGAAAAGAUACAUCCGCCUACAGUGUUGCCAUCAGAUAUAAUGCGGCUUAUAGAAUGGUUGGACGACAAGCAGCUAGCCCUACUUACGCCGUCGUUGCUGGGAGCACAUCCUAACUGUUAUACCUAUUCCAAGAGAUUAGCUGAAUCCAUAGUUGCAAAUGCAUUUGAAACAAUGCCCGUAGUCAUUGCUCGCCCUAGUAUAGUUUGUCCUGCUUUAUCGGAGCCACUUCCCGGAUGGGUGGAUAAUCUAAAUGGCCCAGUAGGACUCAUGCUGGGUGCUGGGAAAGGCGCGAUCCGAAGUAUGCUCUGCGAUGGAUCCCUUUUCGCUCAAGUAAUCCCUGUGGAUACGGCGAUAAAUGCAAUCAUAGCGAUUGGUAUGAUUGAAGGACUACGGAAGGAGAAGUCAGAUGUAAUACCAAUCUAUAACAUUAAUACUGGACACCAAAAGCCAACCACCUGGGGCGAUGUUUUAAAGAUAGGAAAGGACUACGGCCGAAAGUUCCCUCUAGCGUGGCCUCUCUGGUACCCAAAUGGUGACAUAACGACAAACUAUGCGUUACACGAAUUCAAGAGGAUAUUUUACCACUUACUUCCUGCAUAUUGCAUAGACUUUUUGCUGUUGAUCACUGGACAAAAACGAUUUAUGCUCCGAGUCCAAGAAAGGAUAAGCCAAGGUCUACAAGUACUACAAUAUUUCACAAUGAGGCCAUGGACCUUCCCAUGCCCGAAUUUUGAUGCGAUUGAGUCGAAACUUCAUGGCAACGACAAAACAACCUUUAGUACCGACCUUAGCAAUGUUGAGAAAGAGAAAUACAUCCAGAAUUGUGUGGAAGGCGGUCGUUUGUAUUGUUUGAAGGAGGAUCCCACUAAAAUACAUUUGAAUAAAAUGUAUCAUAAUUUCCUCUACGUUUUGGAUUGGAUAGUGAAGAUUCUCUUUUCGUUACUGAUUUUCUCGUUUUUGGCAAAAUGGUUCGAGCCUGUCAAAGAUGUGUUGAGCUUGGGGGAACCUGUAGUAAAACUUUUACCAUUCUUGGGGCCUGCAGUAUUUGAUAAAUCAUCAUAGUAUAACCUGCUACCCUGUAAAACCAAUUUACGUUAAUAUAACUCAAUAAUCCGCGGGGUUUUUAUUAGACAGCAUGAUAUCGUUAUUGACGAUACCGGGUAAUCCUGCAGGUUGGUGGUCAGUUGACAAAUGAAACGUUCGUGUUGCUUGUUUGUUGGCGAUAGUUUUUAUCGUUCCCUUUUCCAGAAGUGUAUUUGACCAUUAUAAACUGAAUGUUGUUGAUGUUAAUUGAAGGUAUUUUUUUAUUAAUUCAGUACUUUAAUGUAGACCUACAACUGCGGGAGUUUACAUUUCUCCUUUAAUUCUUAAAUCCUUGCCUUAUAUUAUCUGACUGUUUAUAAAGCGCGAAGGCGGAAUCCCAUUCCAAAUGCCUUUAUUUUUGUCUAUAUAUAAAUUACACAGUAAUAGUAACAGUAAACUAUUUAAGAUAUUUUAUCACAACCAAAAGUAUAUAUGCGGGUUUUCGCUAUAUUUUAAAAACCAGUGUAAACGGUGCUAUUUUUUGUAUAGGUUUGUAGUAAACGCUUAGAAAUAAUCAGUAUACAUAAUUACAUUCUGUAAUAAACUCAAAAACCUCAUUUAGGUCAUACUGCUUUUCUAGAUUUUACAAGA
This is a messenger RNA of Pieris brassicae (large cabbage white), 2219 nucleotides long. Its product is annotated as putative fatty acyl-CoA reductase CG5065. The transcript has 8 exons. Gene Ontology annotation, cellular component: peroxisome. Gene Ontology annotation, molecular function: alcohol-forming very long-chain fatty acyl-CoA reductase (NADP+) activity. Lineage: Eukaryota; Metazoa; Arthropoda; Insecta; Lepidoptera; Pieridae. The coding region runs from base 45 to 1607 and encodes 520 amino acids. Gene Ontology annotation, biological process: long-chain fatty-acyl-CoA metabolic process. The record is from RefSeq and is a predicted model, not a curated record.